Messenger RNA from Pyrus x bretschneideri (Chinese white pear), 2337 nucleotides. Its product is annotated as protein ecdysoneless homolog. Bases 93 to 2054 code for a protein of 653 amino acids. Lineage: Eukaryota; Viridiplantae; Streptophyta; Magnoliopsida; Rosales; Rosaceae. The transcript is spliced from 5 exons. The record is from RefSeq and is a predicted model, not a curated record. Gene Ontology annotation, cellular component: nucleus.
AAAAAAAAAAAAAAACCUAGAACGUUCAUAAAAAGCGGCAGAACUACAGAAGUAAUAUGCAACACCGAGUGACACACUGAGACAGCAAAACAAUGGCGGCAGCAGCAGCAGCAGCACCACCAGACCCCAACCCAUCUGUUUCCUCCAUCUUCUCCCAAAAAGCCUCCAGACUCCCGGACGACACCGUCUUCUACGCCAUCUUUCCCGACUCCUCCCUGACUUCCACCACAACCACCGCCUCCCUCCAAUCCCUCCACCUCCAAAUCCUCCAAAACCUCACUCCGCUCACUGCCGACUACAUAUGGCAGCACGAACCCUUCUCCCUCUCCCUAUCCACGCUCCCAAAACCCUCUUGUCUCUGCUCCGCCGACCGCCACCUCCCCCACCUCCAUGGCAAGCUCCGCGUCGCCGACAACUUCGAAGACGAGUGGUUCACCGUCUUUCUUCUCUUCCAUAUCUCCUCCACCUUCCGCGACCUCUCCAUCAGAGUCUGGGAUUCCGACGGCGAGUUCCUCCUCAUCGAAGCCGCCUACCACCUCCCUCGGUGGCUCAACCCCCAAAACAGCCUCAAUCGCGUGUUUAUUCGCCAAGGCCAACUCCACAUCGUCCCCAAAGCUCGAAUCCCAAACCCAACCCUCACCGACUCCUUGAAUUUCAUUGUGAAUUUCGGGCAGGAGGCAAUUGCUGCUGAACCGGUUCAGCUUGCAGUGAAGAAUCGGAUAUUGGAGUAUCCGGAAAAGGCAAGGAGGAAUAUGCAUGUGGUUAGGGUUAGGGUUCCCGCGGCGGUGGCGCAGGUGUUGAGUCAGGAACCGUGCCUGAUUGCCUUGGCCGUUGAGGGUUUCUACGACCGUGAUAUCGAUACUAUGAAGUACGCGGCGAAAAUGGAGAGGUUCUUAAGCAGAGGGAGGGAGGAGGAGUUGGUGUGCGUAUCGGUGAAGAUGUCGAGGGCAAUGUACGCUCAGCUGGUGCAACAGGCGUUUCAGGCGCCCAAGUGUUAUCCAAUGCCGAAUAGGAGCGAGGAUGGGGCAGCGUUUAUGGAGGCCGAAUUGGGGAUGAAGAUUGCGUGUGGGAUGGAGAUGAUGUAUCAGCAGAGGAGAAAGGAAGGGUUGGAAGGGAAAGGCAGUAGUUGGGAGGCAUUUAAGGAGACUUUGGAGAGGAGUGGGUACUUUGAAGGGUUGCUUCCCGGAUCGAAAGAGUACCAGAGGUUGAUGCAGAAUGCAGAGGAGUAUUAUCGCAGUAGUGCUUUGUUUUCGAGGGCGAGUGAGAUGAUGAGUGCUCCAGUGAGACGCAUAGAUGAGAUUCUGGCUUUACCUAAUUCAGCAGAUAAUUUUAGGGGUCGAGAGGUUCCGCCUUCUGACGAUGAUUCUUGGCUUUACAAUGGAGAGGAUGAGUUGAACUCAGAACUUUUGGAGAGACAAAAGGAGAUGGAACAUUAUGACUCAAAAAAGAAAAAGAAAAAGAAGUCAAAAGAGCAGGACGAUGCUGGUCCAUCAUCCAGUUGUAACGUUGAUGGUUUCAAUCCGGGUGAUAUAGCAAAAACCAUGCAGGCAUUUGUCCAGAAGAUGUCAAGCUACGAGGGAGCUGAGGUUCCUGAGAGCAGGAACCUAAAAGAAGUGGACUUUGAUGCGGACCGUUUCUAUAAAGAUCUAGAAUCAAUAAUGAAGUUUGAAGGCAACGAGGAUCCUCCUAGUGAUGAUGAUAAUGAGGAAGGGUCCUCAUCCGACUUGGACUUCGAUGAGUCCGAAGAUGAAAGUGAGGAUGGAGAAGAUACUUUCAUGCAUUCUUAUUCUGAUGCUUUAAAUGAAGAGUUGAAAUCUACAACCCUCAAGAAAAGUUUUGUUCGUGCUGAUGAACAAGCUCCAAAGAAAGAUGAGGGAACGUCGCAUGCCACAGAAGAUAUGGAGGAGGAUUUCACUCCUGUGGAUGUGGAUGUGAAUCUCGUAAAGAGUCUUCUCGAUUCAUUUUCUAGUCAACAAGGCCUUCCUGGUCCUGCUUCCAAUUUGCUUGGGCUAAUGGGUUUGCAACUCCCACAAGGUGAUAACAAAGAUAAAUGAAGGUCCCAUUUCGACGUAAAACACAAUUUUGUAACGUGAAGACUCAUGAAGCGGGGGCCUCUGAUCGAGUUCAUGGGGAGAUUGCCAUCCUGUCUGAAUGAAGUUCGUAACCUUCUGUUGGAACUUUGUAACUACUGCCCCUUUCUGCUCUUAACUCUCUUGUUGUUUUGUAGUGAUUAUGUAGCACGUAUUUUUGUCUCUUUUUUUGGUUUCUUCGACAAUGAAUGGAGUUAUCAGCUGUGUACCUUUCGUGAAAGAAAAUGAAAAAUGUUCCAUGUUUUUA